Messenger RNA from Didymodactylos carnosus, 366 nucleotides. Lineage: Eukaryota; Metazoa; Rotifera; Eurotatoria; Philodinida; Philodinidae. The record is from the annotation of a GenBank genome assembly.
AUGCACCGCAAGUGUUCGUCAGUAUUGGCUGUCGUUUCCCAGCAUAGUGUUUGUUUACCGAAUGAGUUAAAUCAGACCAUGAAUUGGAAAUAUAAUUUAAUAAAUGAAACACAAGAACAACAUCCUUGUACACCCUCAUUAGAGAAGUAUGUGUUCUUGCAUCUUAAAUUUGAUAUAUAUUGGAUUUUUCAUGCUAUUCAAAGAGCUGAAAAAAAUGGUGAUAUAUCAACUGUGCCAUUAAGUACAAUACUUGAUAAUUAUAAGUAUUUUUCAUGGAUAUCAUUGAUUGUUCAAUUAUUUAUUGUUAUUAGUAUAUCCGUAUCUUAUAUGUAUGACAAUGGGCUCAGCGUUGCAUCACACGAGUAA